GUGUGAGUGCAGGUGCCUUUAUGCCUGGUGGCCUCCGCUGGGAGUGGAAAGCAGCGUCCAGCUGAGGAAGUAAUUAGUGCUGCCAGAAGCAGGAAGCAGAGAUGCUCUGAGGGCUGGGCUCCCUUUGCAGAGAGAUAUAAAUAGCUGGUCCCCGGGAGGAGAUGGAGCGCUAUACACACGGGAGUGGACGUGUCCACAAUCUGCAGGAGCUCCGGCGAAGUGCCUCGCUGGCCACCAAGGUCUUUAUCCAGAGAGACUACAGCGAUGGGACUAUCUGCCAGUUCCAGACCAAAUUCCCCCCAGAGCUGGACAGCCGGAUUGAGCGGCAGCUCUUCGAAGAGACUGUGAAGACCCUCAAUGGCUUUUAUGCCGAGGCUGAGAAGAUCGGGGGCAGCUCCUAUCUUGAAGGCUGCCUGGCUUGUGCUACCGCCUACUUCAUCUUCCUCUGCAUGGAGACCCACUACGAGAAGGUCCUGAAGAAGAUCUCCCGCUACAUCCAGGAGCAGAACGAGAAGAUCUUUGCGCCUCGGGGCCUCCUGCUCACAGACCCUGUGGAGCGCGGGAUGAGGGUUAUUGAGAUCUCCAUCUAUGAAGACCGGUGCAGCAGUGGAAGUUCCAGCAGUGGCAGCAGCAGUGGCAGCGGCAGCAGCAGUGCUGGGGGUGGUGGGGCAGGGGCCCGGUGACUGGCCGAGAGUCCCUGCAGGGAGGUGUAUGGCCGCAAUGAGGGCCUUGCAGACCUGCGGCGGCUGCGCUACCAAAGCACCCGCUUCUGAGUCAUUCUCUGGGUCCUGCCCUGCUGCCCCGAGGUGGGAAGCAGGGUAACAUCCCCACACCCUUUACCAUCCACCCUGGCAGGAGCCCUACUUCAGACUGGGGCCUGCCUUUCCCUGUGGGGCUGGUUAGUGUCACUUGAGCCAGACCUACCUAGGGCAGGCUGGGUGGGGAGCACACAGUUAGGACAGCUUCUUUCUUCUGCUUUCCUUCCCCAACACCCUGAAGAGGGCCCAGAGAUUUCCCACCCUGCAUGAUUCCUCACCCCAAAGCCCAUGUCUCCCAGGACUUCCUUACUGUCUCUGACUGUCUCCCAGUGUUACUUCCUUCUGGUCACCGUGAGACCCUGCCUGUCCAUGAUCCUGCCUCUGUGGAAUCAGAGGUCUGGGGAGAUGAAUGCUAUAGUGGGGAGCAGUUCAGCUGCUCCUGACCCCUCCUAGAUCUGUGUUUUUCCUGUCUUCCAACUGGAGCUGGAGGCCACCUCAGCCUUGCCAAGAAGCAGCCAACUCUGAGACCUUGUAGGCCACUGGGCACUGGUUGUAAGAAACACAAUUGGAGGUUGUGUGGGUGUGGAGCAAGUCUUUGCAAGAGAGAGCUGUGGGGAGUUUGAACUUUCUGUAUCAGAGCCAAUUUUUGGAUAUCAGAACUUCUGUGUGUGUAUGUGUGCUUCUGAGUGUAUGAUGAUGCAUGUGUGCGUGUACUUGUGUGCAUGCUGCACAAAUGUGUAAAUGGGAUACGUGUGUGUGCAUUCAUGAUUAUACGCAUACAUGAGUAUAGUGUAUGUCCCCAAAUGUGCCUGAAUGCAUGUUUAUCUGAGUGCACAUAUAUAUGAGCAUGAGUGUGAAUGUUUUCAUGAAGAUGUGUGUAAGAGCACUACAUAAGUGCUUGCAUAAGUGCAAGUAUACAUGAAUGCGUAAGUAUGAAUAUCUGAGCACGUGAGUGCAUGUGUCUGUGUGAGAAUGACUUGUGUGUUUCCUUGGGUGCCGUGCUGAUGGCUUCUCUCUGAGUCCUGCUUUGUCUCAUUCCAUGAUGGCCUACAGCUUCGUGUCUGUGUGGGUCCAGCCUGACCCUGUGAGUUAAUGUCCUAAAAUCCCCGGUUCUUUGCCUGGGCUGCCAACUUGGCUCUUCCUUCUGGUUUCUCUCCCACCUUCUGAUUCCCCUGUGCACAUUUUAGCAGAAGACAGGACGGGGUACUAGGAGAGUAGAGCCAACCUUUUGGUGGCUUUUGGUGCCCCUCUCCCAGCCCCACAAUGGGACAGUGGCUAUAAACACUGCAUAUUCAGCCUGUCCAGGUCCCAGUGCUCUCAGGCUGUGAAGUGAGGAUUCCUCAGACAUUCAAAAGAGCCAGCAACCUGCAAGAGGGAAGGCAGACUCUCUUUGCAAGGAAGGUGGUGGCCAGUCAGGAGUACUCUGGCUCCUGAGGGCAGAGGAGUCAGUGGGAAGGCAGCAGCCUGGGCCCAGUUCCCUGAAGAUGGGCGGAAAGGAGCUGUCUACCUCAGCUGGCAGGAGGUGCUAGAAGUGGCUAUGAAGAACCAGUCCCUUCAGGGAGCUUUCUGGAACCAAAGAGGAGCCUGGUUUUCCCAAGUGAGAGCAGGAUUCCACCCAGAGAGCUGGAGAAGAGUGGCCCCAACCCUGAGGUCUCAGGGAACAUGCACUCCAGAGAGUUCUGGUGCAAGGAUCCCCCAGAGAGCUGCAGCCCCAUGGACUCCAAUUUGGGCCCCUGACUCCCAGCUGUCACCUAUGCCCACUUGACCCCCUGAGUCACUGGGCCUUGUGUCUGACUUGUGCAUCUCCUUUGCGAGAUUUUUUAAAAAAAUUUCUUUUUCCAAUAAAAGGACUUGGCCAACUCUA
Messenger RNA from Cavia porcellus (domestic guinea pig), 2622 nucleotides. RefSeq names its product golgin A7 family member B (gene Golga7b). Gene Ontology annotation, cellular component: palmitoyltransferase complex. NCBI's taxonomy places the organism in Eukaryota, Metazoa, Chordata, Mammalia, Rodentia, Caviidae. The transcript is spliced from 5 exons. Gene Ontology annotation, biological process: peptidyl-L-cysteine S-palmitoylation; protein targeting to membrane. Bases 162 to 683 code for a protein of 173 amino acids. The record is from RefSeq and is a predicted model, not a curated record.